AGACAAUCAGGUGAUCAGAGAGACGUUUGUGGUCAGAGAGCCGCGGACAGAGGAUGUUGUGCGUUGCGGUGUGUGUGUUGAUGCUUUCAGGUCUCGUCCACGCCGGACCGACUGACAGCAGAUCGUCCACUCUGAGACUCUCUGAUGUCCACCGACGCUCAGAUCAACGGCAUCAGAAGCUGGACCCUGAAGUGCACAUGAACAUUACAGAGAUCAUCCGAUGGUGGGGUUACCCUGCGGAGGAACACGAGGUGGUGACGGAGGACGGCUACAUCCUGACUGUCAACAGGAUCCCACAAGGAAUCAAACAUGCUCCAGGUCCGAGGCCCGCGGUGCUCCUCCAGCACGGCCUCCUGGCCGCGGGCAGUAACUGGAUCACCAACCUGCCCAACUCCAGUCUGGGCUACGUGCUGGCCGACGCCGGCUACGACGUGUGGAUGGGAAACAGCAGAGGAAACACCUGGUCCAGGAAACACCAAACGCUCACGCCAGACCAGGACGACUUCUGGAGGUUCAGCUAUGAUGAGUUGGCUCUGAAGGAUCUUCCAGCUGUUGUAAACCACAUCCUGAAGGUGACGGGUCAGGAACAGAUCUACUACAUCGGACACUCUCAGGGAACCACUAUAGCAUUCAUAGCGUUCUCCACGCUGCCGGAACUGGCCAGUAAGAUCAAGUUGUUCUUCGGUUUGGCUCCUGUAGCGACUGUAGCGUUCACCGCUAGUCCCAUGACCAAAAUGUCUGUCGUACCUGAGUUUCUCAUCUGGGACCUGUUUGGUAGGCGGGACUUCCUGCCUCAGGAUCACAUGAUCGAAUGGUUUGCAGAACACGUGUGUGGGAAGCGGCUGCUCAGUGAGCUGUGUGGAAACCUGUUCUUCAUCCUCUGUGGCUUCGACGAGAAAAACCUCAACAUGACUCGGACUCCAGUCUACGCCACACACUGUCCUGCUGGGACCUCAGUCCAGAACAUGGUCCACUGGGCCCAGGCGGUUCAUGGAGGGAAGCUGAUGGCCUAUGACUUUGGAGCUGCAGGAAACAUGAAACACUACAACCAGUCCACUCCCCCUGAAUACCACGUCCACGACAUGAAGGUUCCCACCGCUCUGUUCUCAGGGGGACACGACACACUGGCGGACCCCAAAGACGUGGCUGUCCUCCUCACUCAGGUGUCUAACCUGGUCUACCAUCAGCACAUUGAACACUGGGAACAUCUGGAUUUUAUCUGGGGUCUGGACGCUCCUGAGCUGAUGUUUCCCUCCAUCCUGAAGCUGCUGCAGGAACACCACUAGAGGACGCCAGACUGACCGAGAGUGUGUGUGUAUGUGUGUUAGGAGAUACUGUGAUCAUGUACACACCUGUACAACGAGUACUAGUACUGUGUACAAAGCAGGUGGACCAGCAUGUGUUCUGUGGAUUUCAAUGAGGAAAGGUCACAGAUGCAUUUUAUGAUAAAGACCAGCAGACUUCCUGUGUGUGUGUGUUUGUGUGUGUGCGCGUGCAUGUAUUACUCAUGUUGUAGUUUACAUACAUUUGUUUACACAGUCACAUUGUGGGGACUCGCCUUCCUUGUGGGGACAAAAUGCAAGUCCUCAUAAUGUCAAUCAUUAAAUUUUAGGGUGAAGAUUACACUGUCGUGUUGUCGAUUUGCCGGUGAACCUCAAACUGUGCACCUGUAAACCACCAGCGUGCUAGCAUUGUCUAUUGUUAGCAUUAGCGUUGCCCUGAGUUUGGACUGAGUCUUCAGACGUUUACAUUUCAUGGCUGAUAAUGAAGACGAGGAAGCUGAAGCACUCUGCCGAGUGGAAACAGGCUGUGUGAAUGAGGCCUGUUGAAACAGUCGGGACUGUGAGCUGCUUCUGGAACAAACCUGAAACAUCCUGGAAUUUACAUCUGGUUUUUAAACUUUAUACAUGUGGAAAAGCUGGUGAAAGAUUCUUUUUAAAUCUUAUUUUCUGCUCUAUUUGUCACUAAACCCUCGUGUGACCAUUUGAAACAGUGUCACAUGUUUUUAUUUCAGUAUUUUAUUAUUUGUGUUAGUCCUUUUCUAAGUAACAACUUCUGUGCCUCAUAUUUGUUUUCUCAGCUCCUCAUCAUGUUUUUCAAACAUACCAUCUACAGUUUUCUUCUCCAAUUUGUAGGUACUUAACAGUCAGUGUGUGAUUACAGCGGCAUCUGGUGGUCGCAGAGCCUGACAGACUUGCUGUAUAGUCUCAUACUAAUGUUAGCAACCCAACACAGCUGUAAUAAAUAUGCUUGUUUGGUAUUAGUCUUAGAUUAAAAGACCUGUCAUCAAUGUAGGAGAAGCAGCAGCAUCCAAUCAUGUUGCUGAACUUGUGGUGGGUGGGGUUAAGAUUUUAUUUACUUUUGGAUCACUGUGGCUUUAAAAUAAUCUGCAACAUUUGUUGUGUUUCUGCUAAAUGUGAACCAGUUUUUAAUUAAACUGUUUAAUAAAUUUCAUGAAUCAUAGACA
Molecule: messenger RNA, 2467 nt
Organism: Chelmon rostratus (copperband butterflyfish)
Lineage: Eukaryota; Metazoa; Chordata; Actinopteri; Chaetodontiformes; Chaetodontidae
Gene: lipf
Product: lipase, gastric
Exons: 11
Coding region: 54-1286 (410 amino acids)
Molecular function (GO): hydrolase activity, acting on ester bonds
Source: RefSeq, a predicted model, not a curated record